Molecule: messenger RNA, 1803 nt
Organism: Aureobasidium vineae
Lineage: Eukaryota; Fungi; Ascomycota; Dothideomycetes; Dothideales; Saccotheciaceae
Source: the annotation of a GenBank genome assembly
AUGGCAGCAGUACAGAACCGCACCUUUCCAACGCCAGUGAUCUCCAGCAAUCAGCUCAAGGGUAGCUUGCCCAGCGUCACGCUCGAUGGAAACGUCGACUGCGCUGCGAUAGCCACCUCGUGCAUUGCUCGUCUUGAGAACCUACAGCAAAGCGAUCUGAGUGACGAUGCGAUAUGGAGNGAUUCCCUCAGUGUCACUGGACAUCAGCGGACUUUCAACAGCGCAGCAUCCAUAUCUACUGUCUGGAACGAGUUGAAGGCUGAGUACAAGUCUCACGACUUCCGCCUUGUACCCAACACGGCAAGGUUGGGACCUCGACCAACUUGGAUAACUGCUGCUUUUCGGUUUGAGACCGACGGAACCCAUCCUGCUGAAUGCUCAGGCCUGGUGAACAUGGUGCCUGAUGAUAGCGGCGACUAUAAGAUAUGGGUCUUUUGCACAAUUAUCGAGGCUCUCAAGGAUCAAAACGGCUAUGGAAACCCAGACAGCUUCCCCGAUACAAAAUUUGCACCAGCUGCCGAUCUCGUCGAUGGUGAUGAGAUUGAUUGUAUCAUUGUCGGGGGCGGCAUGGCGGGUCUCUGUGCCGCAGGUAGAUUGCAUGCACUACGAGUUCCCUAUCUCGUCGUCGAACGCAAUGCAUCCGUUGGCGAUAACUGGACCAAGCGAUACGACUCCAUACACUUGCACCUCUCCAACAGUUAUAGCGAAAUGCCAUUCCAACGUGUAUAUGCCGACAAGCCAUAUAAUCUCAGCGCUCGAGACUUGGCUGAAGGCAUGCAAAAGUACGUGGACAUGCACAACAUUCAGAUCUGGCUGUCGAGUUCGAUGAAUCAAGCACGCUGGGACGAAGAUACCAAGAGCUGGAAUGUUGUUGUAAGCAAAGAAGGACAACUGCAGAAGCUCAGAGCAAAACACCUCGUUAUGGCCAUCGGAGGCGGCUUGGAUGUGCCCAGAUAUCCUGAGCCCGAGUAUGCCAACCGUGACCAAUACCAGGGUACUUUGCUCCACUCAGUCGACUGGAGAAAUGCAGACGCCUUCGCCGGUAAAAAGGCAAUCAUCAUCGGCGCCGCCAACAGUGCCAUGGAUAUUGCUCAAAACAUGGUCGACAGCAACUUGUCAGAGAUAACCAUUGUGCAGCGCAGCACAACUCACGUCAUCUCAACCACAGUCUUUUAUCCUUUGAUCGAUCCNCUCUACAAUCCCCAAACCGACGUGGGGUUAUCAGACAGAUUGAUGUUGACACCGCCAUACGCAGUGGGUAGACUAUCAACCAUCGCAGGCGCAACAGCUCUACAGUCUCAAGAACAAGAACAACACCGCUAUGACUUUCUCCGAGAAGCAGGAUUCAAAUUGCAUCAAAGCCCAGAUCUGCUCGCCAACCCAAUCGAAAAGUUUGGUGGCCAUAUUCUCGAUCACGGUUCCGUAUCUCCAAUCUUUGAGUCUGGAAAGGUAAAAGUAAAAUCCGGCAUCCUACCCACCUCCUUCACACCCACCGGCCUCCGCUUCCAAGACAAUACAGAGAUAACCGCGGACCUAAUAGUCUAUGCCACGGGCUUUAGAUCCAACCUCCGCGAAAGCGUUGCCAGUGUAGUUGGUGCUGCCACCGCCAGCCACCUCGACGACUUCUUCGGCCUCGAUGCUGAAGGCGAAAUCAGAGGUCUAGCCAAACCAAUCGGUCAUCCAGGGAUCUGGUAUUUCGGCGGCAGUACGGCGAAUGCAAGGUUUUAUUCUCGAGUGCUGGCGUUGCAGAUUAGAGAGGAUGUGAGNGGGAAGCCUUUUGUACCGUAUACUGCAACACCUUGA